CAGCCCCUCACAUCACCGGAUGGAUCCAGUCAUGGGAACCCACCAGAGAGAUGUCCCCGUCCUCUGUAUUCCCGGGAUUCCACACAGGAAGGUCACACCAUCCCUCACCAUCAUCAGAGUGGAAUCCUCGGGGAUGAGAAUAUUGAUGUUAAAGAAGAGUAUAAAGAGGAGGAUGAGGAGUAUGGAGUGAUGGAGGAGUUUUCAGAAGGACACAAGGAUAUGAUGGAGCCACCUAAUACCAGGAACCCACCAGAGAGAUGUCCCCAUCCUCUGUAUUCCCCCUGGGGAUUCCACACAGGAAGGUCACACCAUCCCUCACUAUUACAAGAGUGGAGAUCCAAUCGAUAUAGAAUUUGAGGUGAAAGCAGAAGAAGAAGAGGCGUAUGUGAGGGAUGAUCAGCAGUCUAUGGAGGAGGAUGGAAUAACGGGGAACAUUUAUAGAGGAGGACACUCCUACAGAGAUCAGCACAGUCCAUGGCCGGGAGAUGAGGAAAACCUCCGAGGAUUGUCUCACUUUGUGUCUCCAGACUGGAAAGUAGAAGAUGAGGACAUCACACAGUAUAGUCCAGGAGAAAACCCGGCUCCCUCCAAUGUCCAUCCGGCACCACCCAGUGUAGAUGGACCAUCAGAUUCCUCGUAUCCUGAGGAACCUCAGACUGUGCGGGACCGGGCCGGGCUUCCAACAGAAAAGAGGUUCUCUUGUACUAAGUGCGGGAAAUGUUUCCAAUCUAAGUACAAUCUUAAUGUGCAUAAAAGAUCUCACACAGGGGAGAAGCCGUAUUCCUGUCCUGAGUGCGGGAAGGGUUUCCGGCGUAAACCAGAGCUUAAUACAUCAGAGAUCUCACACAGGGGAGAAGCCAUACUCCUGUCCUGAGUGCGGAAAAUGUUUUUCAAAGAAGUCCCAUCUUUACAGACAUCAGAGAUGUCACACAGGGGAGAAGCCGUAUGCCUGUUCUGAGUGUGGGAAAUGUUUUUUCAGACAAGUCUAGUCUUCUCCCACAUCAGAGAUCUCACACAGGGGAGAAGCCGUAUUCCUGUCCAGAGUGC
Staurois parvus is the source of this 1047-nucleotide messenger RNA. Lineage: Eukaryota; Metazoa; Chordata; Amphibia; Anura; Ranidae. The record is from the annotation of a GenBank genome assembly.